UUUAUACGUAAUCACGGGGCGACAGCUGGAACGUAAACAAGUGUGAAACCAGUAUCAUCCUCCGUCUUUAAAAAAAAAAAAAAAGAAAAAAGAAGACUAAAUAUGCCCAAAGUUGUGUCUCGGAGUGUGGUGUGCUCGGACACCCGUGACAGGGAAGAGUAUGAUGACGGAGAGAAACCCCUGCACGUGUAUUACUGUCUGUGCGGCCAGAUGGUCCUGGUUCUGGAGUGUCAGAUAGAGAAAUUACCCAUGAGACCACGGGACAGCGCUCGAGUGAUUGAUGCAGCAAAACAUGCCCACAAGUUCUGCAAUGUGGAGGAAGAUGAGACUGUGUACUUAAAAAGGUCAGAGGGCAUCGAAAGGCAGUUUCGAAAAAAAUGUGGAAAGUGUGGUCUGCUCUUGUUCUAUCAGCAUCAGAUGAAGAGCACUCCAGCAACGUUCAUUGUGGAUGGAGCUUUGGUUAAGUUCGGACAGGGAUUUGGCAACACAAGUGUGUACAGUCAGAAACAAGAGCCGCCUAAGAAAGUCAGGGUUAUGAUGACCAAGCGCACCAAAGACAUGGGCAAGUUCAGCUCCGUUACUGUCUCAACGAUCGAUGAAGAAGAGGAGGAGAUUGAAGCGCGGGAGGUGGCAGACUCCUAUGCUCAGAAUGCCAAAGUGAUUGAGAAGCAGUUGGAGAGGAAAGGAAUGAGCAAGAGGAGACUACAGGAACUAGCGGAACUUGAAGCUAAGAAAGCCAAGAUGAAGGGAACUCUCAUUGACAACCAGUUCAAAUGAAGAUUGUGUGUAUGGCAGAAAGAGCAAAUGGGUGUGUUGUGCUUCAGAGAGAGUGUGUGUAUAUUUGCGCAAUAGCUUAUGUGAAUGGGUGGGAUUGUUUUAUUUUAUUUUUUUAUGACAGAUUUUCUUGACAUUUUUGAAUGGUUGAACUGUUUUUCAUACUAUUCUUCAUUAAAUUAAAAUCAGCUGAAUGGCAUUUUUUCUUCUAUCAGAAAUGUUUUUGUGUUAUGUCAUGAUGCAGAUGUGUUUGGUUCUCUCUCCUCACAGUGAGUUUGUGUGACUGGUUUCUCACAAAUCGGGCCUCAUUCAUGAAACCUUCCUAAAUGGACCUUAUUCACGCAAGCGCCAACUUUGAUUUUUAAUGGGAAUUACAGUGAGGCUGUGAGGAGAGACUUACAGUCUCUUCAGUGGGCUAUACUGCAGUUUAAGGUGUUUUUGGAUCGUUCUGCAAACAAAACAAUGAUAAAAUAUCUGUCCAAGAACAUUUAGUAUACAAAGAACUCUAGACAACAUGAGUUGUGGAAAAUCAGAUGUGAUCUAGGAGCUUUAUACAGCUUUAUACCAUUCGUGCCAUUGAAGAGAUGGUAAGUAUAUCCUUCACAGCCUCAUUUUCAUUCCUAUUAAAAAUUAAAGAUGGCGCUAGCGUGAAUAAGGUUUUGUAGGCUAUAAGAGUAAAUUGGGAAAUUUACCUGUAAAAUGGACCUUACCGAAAACUUUCCUCUGGAUUCACAAACGCUGUGUACACCCCAGAUUUGUUAGUUAAAUGUGUGUAUGUUUGUGAAUUACAAACAUUUGUAAAUAGGGUGCGUGUGCACUCACAAUUAUCAUAAUCCAUGGCCAUGAAAACACCAUAUAAGGAAGGCACAAGUAAAUGUUGCUAGCAAAUGCUUUUAACAUCUAUGUGGAACAGUUAUGAAAUCGGUUUUAUGAAUGAAAUGCAUUCGCAUCGUAAUACAUAAGAUGCACAUAUAUAGCAUCUCAAAGAAAGUGAGGAAUUUAUUGUCAUUGCAUGUUUUUGCUUUAUCUGAGGCUGUUUUUUUUUUUUUUUUUU
Molecule: messenger RNA, 1828 nt
Organism: Myxocyprinus asiaticus (Chinese sucker)
Lineage: Eukaryota; Metazoa; Chordata; Actinopteri; Cypriniformes; Catostomidae
Product: STING ER exit protein
Exons: 7
Coding region: 103-777 (224 amino acids)
Source: RefSeq, a predicted model, not a curated record